AUGCGGAGCUGGGAGACGGUUGUGUUGUCGUUUCUCAGAUCAAUAUUUCAGCAGCUGGAGUAACGAUGAGUUCAGCUGAGUGUUCGACGGAGUUUAUUAUCGAGCAGGAAACUGUCGAGGAGGAAAAACUCGGAGUCUCUGAACAAACCAUCGUCCAGCGCGAGGAUCGUCAGCUGGAUAUCAUCUGGAAACCACAGAUAACCAUACACACGACAGACAUCCCAGAGCAACAUGUCUGUAAGGAGGAGGAGGUUCUCGCUGACCAGCAGCCCUGUUACCAGGAGAGGAGCUCCAGUCCAGACCAGGGGGACCCAGAACCUCCAGAGAUUAAAGAAGAACAGGAGGAACUCAUCAUCAGUUUUGACCAGGAGGAGCUGGGGCCUCCACAAAUCAAAGAGGAACAGGAGGAACUUUGCACCAGUCAGGAGAAAGAGCAGCUUGUACUAAAACAGGAGACUGAUACGUUAACAGUAACUCCUGCUUAUGAGGAAAGUGACCAAAGUGAACCAGAACCAAACAGUGAGCAGCUCCUCUCCCACAACUCUCCUGUAGCUGAAAGCCCACAUCAGGACGGAAGCAACCAUGUAAGCUCAGGACCAACUAUAAAUGCAGUGUUGAGACCAAAGAGAAAACAUCACAGUAACAAUUCAGACAACUUCUCAGAGAGUCACUGUCCAAAGUGUGAUCAAAGCAGUGAUUUUCAUUUAUGUGACCACUUGCAGGUGCCCAUUGGUGACCUGGACAUCAAACUUGAGCAGAGAGCAAAGAUACAAUGUUGUGUCAAACUCGGGAUGUCGGCAAAAGAGACGCUCAAGAUACUUCAGAAAGCCUACGGCAAGGAAGCAAUGAGUCGGUCCAGAUGUUUCGUGUGGCAUUCACGUUUCAAGAUGGGCAGAACUUCACUAGAUGACGACGACAGGCCAGGGCGACCCUCUACGAGUACAACCCCUGAAAAUGUUCAAGAAAUUGAAGAAAUCGUGCGUCAGGAUCGUCGGCUCACCAUCAAGGAAAUUGCUCACAUGGUCAACAUGUCUUUUGGAACAGUUCAGGCAAUCCUAACGUCCAAUUUGAAUCUGCACCGUGUUGCUGCAAAGUUCGUGCCCAGGCUCCUGACUCCUGAGCAGAAACAGCAGCGUGUCAAAGUGUGUGAUGAUCUCCGUCAGCAGGCUCAGGAUGACCCAACCUUCAUGUCGAGGAUCAUCACUGGUGAGGAGAUUUGGGUCUACGACUACCACACAGAAACCAAACAGCAGUCUCCAAGACCAAAGAAGGCGCGACAGGUCAAGAGUGCGACAAAAAUCAUGGUGGUGGUGUUCUUCGACAUUCAUGGCGUUGUGCACCAUGAGUUCGUCCCACAGGGUCAGACUGUCACCACAGAGUUCUACUGUAGCGUCCUGAAGCAUCUGAGGGAGAGCAUUCACCAGAAGCGACCUAAACUGUGGCGCGAUGGCAACUGGGUGCUCCACCAUGAAGACACUCCGGCUCACAGUGCUUUGGAAACGCAGGAGUUGUUUGCCAACACCAACACGAUCGUCGUUCCCCACCCGCCGUACUCGCCAGAUUUAUCUCCCUGUGACUUCUUUCUCUUUCCCAAAAUGAAAUUCAAGUUGAAAUGUCAUCAUUGUGACACAGUGGAGGAGAUUCAGCACGUGUCACAGGUGGUGCUUGAAACACUUAAAAAACGGGACUUCCAGAGAGCGUUUCAGAUGUGGCAGGAGCGCUGGGAGCGCUGCAUUGCUGCACAGGGAGACUACUUUGAUGGGGAUGGUGGGCAAAUAUAAAUGCGACACAGUUUUUGCUUAUUAUUGGCACAGUCUGAACUUUUUGAUAGCACAAAGGUAAAAAGUCUGUGAAAUGUGACCUUUAAAAAUAAGUGUCAAAUGAAGCAGCUUGAGGAAAACGUCACAAUAAAAAUCUUCACUGGUGUAAACAUUUUAUCUGCAUCUCUUAUGUUGUAAAUAAGCAGCUCCUUAAGGUUUGACACAAACUCCUUUUUCUCCUCUCACUUCCAUCAUUUUUUGUGCUUACCAAAACCUUAUUUAUAAAUAACGUGGAUACAACGUCACGAGAAUAUUCUAUGUCACUUCAUGUCAUAUUCUGGUUUAUAACUCUGAACUGUGUCUUCUUCUUACUGCCUCAGUCAGACGUGGACUGUGAAUUCUGACUGAAAGUGGAAGCUAAGAAACCCUCUAUCACUCCCUGCCAACUGGAGUCUUUCCUUACUGUUGAGUUUGCGUUGCUUCAACAACAUUAUAUUUUUAAAUCAAUUUUUAUUGUUUCAGGCUUUAAAGGUGACUGAGAAAAUAUGGAAGAUGUGCGAUAUGGUGUUGUAAAAGGUGAAAGAAACGUAUUAUUAUCAAAGAACAUUGAGAGGAAGGAUAUUUCUUUCAAUGCUGCUUAUUCAAGCUGAUGGAUUAAUUGAUUGCUGUAACAUAAUAAAACACAAGAGGUGUUUUAAUGUUGAAGUUAAA
This is a messenger RNA of Stegastes partitus (bicolor damselfish), 2471 nucleotides long. Its product is annotated as histone-lysine N-methyltransferase SETMAR-like. Lineage: Eukaryota; Metazoa; Chordata; Actinopteri; Pomacentridae. The record is from RefSeq and is a predicted model, not a curated record. The transcript has 2 exons. Gene Ontology annotation, molecular function: nucleic acid binding. Bases 66 to 1781 code for a protein of 571 amino acids.